Molecule: messenger RNA, 983 nt
Organism: Xenia sp. Carnegie-2017
Lineage: Eukaryota; Metazoa; Cnidaria; Anthozoa; Malacalcyonacea; Xeniidae
Product: contactin-5-like
Exons: 5
Coding region: 384-815 (143 amino acids)
Source: RefSeq, a predicted model, not a curated record
GGGGACAUUCUUGGAAACAAAUCUCAGGAAAGUUGAAACAAAUUGAUUCUGGUCCAGAAGGAAUUGUAUAUGGAGUGAACAGAAACAAUUACAUUUAUUGUCGUUUAGGAAUCUCAACUAAUAACCUCCAAGGAACAGGAUGGAAGCAAGUUUCUGGUCGAUUCAAAUACGUUAGUUGCGGUGCUUUGGGAUGCUGGGGUUUAAAUAGACAUAACCAAAUUUGGUAUCGUUCUGGUGUAUCAGCACAGAAUUGUGCUGGAACAAGUUGGACUCAUAUCGGAGGAAGUCUUAAGCAAAUCGAGGCUGGAGAAGUUGGUGAUGUAUAUGGAGUAAAAAGUAACAACGUGGUCUACCGUCGAACUGGUAUAACUACGGCAUCUCCAAUGGGCUCAGGUUGGGAAGUUGCUUUGUCGUAUGCUUCAUUCGUGACCACUGGCCUGAAUAACAAGUAUGUUUUGAUAAAUGGAGCAAUUUUUGAAUCCAAAGAAGCCCCAAAAAUUUUGAGAAAUCAAAAAGAACGCGAAAUCAUUCCACCUCGUAAGAAACGUUACCAAACACUUGUUGGCUCGGAAAUAUUAUCCCGUCGAAACAUUUCACUUACCAUUGUGUGCAAAGCUACUGGUACACCUGCACCUACUAUAACAUGGUUGCGAAAUGGUAAUCGUGUUUCUUCAAAGGGGAAUGUGAAAAUUAAAAAAGGCGGUCGACUUCGUAUUAAGUCUCUGUCUGAAAAUAACGUCGGUCAAUAUCAAUGUCGGGCCGGUAAUAGCUUUGGUUAUGAUGCAGCCGCGUCAAAUAUCAUCAUAAGAAGUUAAGAGGAAAGAUCCUAGUGAUGGGGAUUCAUGUCAAAGAAAUACACUGAAAACCUAAUUCUAAUCGAAGAUGCUUUUCGUAAAAUGUGUGUGAAAAUUUAAAAGCUUAUGUAGAAAAUGCUGUGUGUUUGACAUUGUUAUCCAUUGUUGAAAUGUAUCUGUAAUACAAAA